ACUAAGGCUGGAAGCUUUUCGAAUUCUGAUGACCUUGGCUUGAUUUGGAAGUGUCGCUGUUGUGUAAAAAGAUUUUCAUUUAAUGUGAUGUAAAUGAUUUAUUCACUAGCCCCGCAGUGUUUUAACAAAAGUCACUGACACCUUUUUCCUUUGUUCACGUGCAAAUGAAUUCAAUACUGAAUUUGUUGAUGGAUUUCUGUCUCGUUCGUUUCCGCUUGGAGCUCUCUACUUCUGUGGUCUCCUUUGGAUCAGCUUUACAAAUCUCUCAUGUUACAUUAUUUUAAUGUUAGAAGCACUUACUUGAAAUACGAUCCAACAAAGACGAACUCCCAUCAACACAUUGUCAGAAUUCCUAACACCUUUGAGAGAAAUCUGAGACGGACUCGAAGCUUCAUCAAUGAAGUGAGUAACUUGGUGUGACUUCGAUCUCACGACUAGAGCUUCCAACUAUAAUAUCCUCACUCCGUGGUUCUUUAUUUAACAGAGGAAUUAGUUCUUUAUUGUAUAGAAACUGUAAUGGAGACGAAUACCCCUGAGAGUAUCGAGGUAAAGCUCGAAAACAAAGAUCUUUGGGCGAAGUUCAACACGUUGGGUACUGAAAUGGUCAUCACGAAAGCUGGAAGGCGCAUGUUUCCAUUUCUAGAAGUGUCAAUCAAAGGCCUGCAUCCAGACGAGACGUAUAUGGUCAUCCUGGACAUUACCUUGGUUGAUGAUCGAAGAUACAAAUACAACGAAAGAGAAAAUCACUGGCAGAUUGUCGACUCACGGUUACUUUCCCCCACCCCUGUGGGGAUGUUUGUACACCCGGUGUGUCCUUGCAGCGGUAAAGAAGUCUGUGCGCAGCCCAUGUCGUUUAAUAAGGUCAAGUUGACCAACAACUACCACAAAGUUCCCUUUGGUGGGCAUAUCCUUCUAGAGUCCAUGGGUCGUUAUGUCCCGCGACUUAGUAUCGUAACUUACCACGACUACUAUAACCAAAGCUGGGAAAAGGGUGUAGCGUUCAUGUUUAGAGAAACUGAGUUUAUUACUGUCACUGCAUACAUGAACAAAGAGAUUACAAAACUCAAGAUUGACAACAAUCCAUUCGCAAGGGGAUUCCGGGAAAAUGGCCUAAAAUGGAAAGUCCUUCAUGAUUCGAUUUACGGCAGUGAUGUAAAUAGUAUCGACUAUGAAAAUGACCAAAUGGCUGAUGAAAGUAGAGAGACAGAGGCACCGUUGGCUAUGACUUACUUGAGCAACGAAGAAGAUAAUGAUGAUGGUAUACAAGUUUUCCACGUCAACCCUUCGUCCAUCAUCGUAACAGAUGUACUUCCAUCUCUACCUUCUACCAGCUGUCUGAUAACCAGCACCAACUUUCCUUCUUCUUCUUCGAAAAUAUCCACCAAUUCUGAAGAAGUGAACGUUGUCUUUGAACCUGUGCACAAUGCUUCGACAGACACUCGGGGAAGAGUUGGUCAAACAUCGUCAUACGAAGCAGAGAAAACUGGACUAGAUUCCUUGUUGUAUUCAAGGAGUCCGUUGCAAAGUAUUACUGUGGAUAAGAGUCAGUUUAUAACAAGUGAAAAUUCUGGUGGUAAAUCCAACAGCAGUGAUGUGUGGGUACAAGGAAUCGUUGGAGAUGACGCCGAGGAAGACAUUCUUUGCAAAGUCUCUGAUGUUAGAAGCAUUAAAGAAGCGCCACUUCCUUCAGAUAAACAAGAAAAUACGACAAGAAUGUUGUCGUCUUUGGAAUGCGAAGAAAAUGUGGAGUGUUUUUCUGAUAAAAACGAAGAAGGCUAUUCUAAAGACAAAUGUGAAAGAAUCGCGUCAGAAACAACAACGAACAGCUUGAAAAACGAAGAAAACUGCUUGGCUGAAGAAGGCAAGUUGGCACAGGCAAAUAAAGACUCAAAGUGUGUUGACAAUAAUGAAACUUUCGUAGGAAAAAACGAGAACUAUUUUGAUCAAAUGCGCAAUGGUGAUGGUUGGGAUGAUAAUAGUCCCUCCGAUAAUUCUUCAGAACUAACGAGAAAAACUAUCGAUAUCCAAGACGUUAAUAAAGAUAAAGCUAUCUCCCUUACUGAGGGGAAGCUGGUACAUGAAAACACCGUCAAAGAAACCCAAUUAAAUGACUUUAUUUCCGCUUGUGAUGAAAGAAUCGCCAUAGGAAAUGAAGAAUGUAACAGCAUGGAAGACGAUGUGGAGGAAAGAAAUUCGCGAGACGCAGUUGACGCACGGCCAUCAGAAAAGGUGCAAGAACAACAGAAUAAAAAAGUAAUGAGCUCAAACGCGAAGGAAUAUAAUAGCUCUCAAGGGAAUGUGGAUAUUGACAACGUGAAAGAGUUUACAUUAAAUGGAGAAUAUAGAACAGAAAACACCUCAAAACCUCAGAUUUCAAAGCUGUUGAAUUUCGUUAACUCGGUCUCGAUGCCUGUUUUAAAAUUUGGAGCUGAAAAGGAAACAUUGUCGUCGAACAAAGAUACGAGUGACAGUUUGCUCAAGAAAUCACCAGAAAAACUAGCUUAUCUUGGGAAAAAACGACCUGUGGACGAUAGACCGGGUUUGGUGGUAAAAAAAGGGAGAUUGAUGAACCAAUUAAAUGAAGGAGUGAAAUCUUUAGACCAAUCAAGUAAUGUGUUUUCAUCAAUUAACCAAUCGAAAGACUCUUUGAAAUCUUUGGACCAAUCAGAUAAAAGAUUAAGGUCCGUCAGUCAUUCAAAUGUGAUUUUAAAAUCUAUGGGCCAAUCAAAAGAAUCCUUGGAAUCUUUGAACCAAUCAGAUAAAAGAUUAAAGUCUAUGAACCAUUCAAGUGACAUUUUAAAAUCUGUGGACCAAUCGGAAAGAAACUUGAAAUCUGUGCAUCGAUUAAGCGGAGAGGUUACAAAACCUACGAAAUUGCCCAAUAAUUCUGGACAUCAUCAAAACAAGAAACUUCAUUCAAGCAUUUCUAGCUUAACUCCUUUGCGAGACAAUACCAAGAAAGAAUUCUGCAACGAAAGAAGCCCGCGAUUUGAAUCGAAGAUUUUCCAGGAACAAAGAGCGAACCACGAAACCUCGAAAGAAAGACCCGAGGACAAAAUAUCAAUGGGGAUCCGAACGACAGUUAUAAAUGUUGGUCACGAAGAACUUGCAAAACCUCUGGUGGCAAAUGGAUUACAUCCUCGUAACUCCUUGUAUCGUACAAAAUACAUAGAGAAGUUUGAAGCCAGGAAAGAAAGAGGUUCUGCAUUGCAAAGAUUGAGUCAAGUGAACAGCACUAGAAAUGAAGACCCGUCAUGUAUGGAAAAAGACGGUGGAAUGAGACAUGUGGUUGGAAAUCAAAAUGAAGUGCUGGUGGAAAGUGUUUCUAUGAAGAGCCUUCCCGUGAUACUUAGCUCUUACAGCAUUCACCCUUCGAAUUUUUCAAACCAAAAAAUUAUCGAUUUAAAUAACGAAACAAGAGUCGAUGAGAACAGAGUUCCAAAAGUUUAUCCUGCAGAGAGUUUUCUCCUCAAAGAAAAUACAGGCAAGGAUGUUCAUGAGAAGUGUCCCAUCAAGACUGACCCAAGAUGUCAACCGAUACUUGGGGAAGAGAAGAGAGACGCGUGCGUGCAUCCUGGAAAGAGUAAAUCAUUCUACAGAAAAAUCAUUCCCAAACCGAUGUCUCUUGGAAGUCAACAUUCACUCAGCAAGCAACAAGAGUUCAUCGACCUGAACAGUCAGGCUACCUUCUAUCAGAGACAAGCGGACAAUCCUUAUCAAAGUUACUACGCGAACAAAGGAGUACCUCUGCAAGUACUUUAUACCUUCGAGACUAGGAUGUCCCUCAGCAGAGCACCGGAUCCUCGACUACCUGAAGUCUAUAAUCCGACUAGAACAACUUUCACAGGAUAUGCGUCUAAUCUUAUAUGCAGCACACUGCCUAUUGCUACAAACAUGGGGUUUUCGCCAGCUGCUCCUGGGAAGUAUUACUGAAUACAUCAUCAUCCUCAAUGGUGAAACUGAGCCGAGCUGGAAUUCCAGUGAAUUGUGGGACUGUUUUUUCCCUCAUCCUCGGAAAGGCAAAUAGAAGGCAUUAAUUGAAAUGGAAAAUGUGGAAUAAUGGAGAUAUGUGCUUGGUUGAUGGUUAGUUACAAUGUACAAAAAAAUAUCACCGCAGCAUAUCAGUGGACAGAGUUUAUUAAGAAUUUUAUUUUUUUCCGGUUAUCAAUAAUAUUUAUGUAUUUCAAACUUCAAAAUAUAUUUUUGAGAAAUAUUUUUAAUAUUCAAACUUGUUUUAAUCCCUUGCGAUUUUAAUAAACCCAAGAGAGACGUUAACUGUCUGUCUUAUGAUGCGUAUUUGAAUACAAAAUGGCAAGUGAAAACGCUUGGUGAUUGGUUAAGCAUCACGUGACGUCAUUACGUCAUAAAUUAAUUAUGAAUUACUGUUCGUCUAAAAAUACUAUUUUUUCAAAUUAUAUCAUCGUAAUACGUCUUCUCACAUAAAAAAUAAAUUUAUUUUGAUUGCUAAUUUUAGAUUUUAGAUUUCGGAUUCCUAUUUAUUUAUAAUAUUCACGUGAUCAUAGCGUGGCUUUAGUUGCUCGUGGUCGAGAAGCAUGUUUAAGGAAUAUAAGGAAAGGUGGAACUUUUGUUAGCGUACGAAGACCAAAGAAGACCUUUACCAGGCACUGUACCCGGCAUUCUACCUUGUGUACGAGGAUUCUUUUCCCCUCAAAAGUAAACUAAUUAUUUAAGAUAAUAA
This is a messenger RNA of Actinia tenebrosa (Australian red waratah sea anemone), 4699 nucleotides long. RefSeq lists its product as uncharacterized. The record is from RefSeq and is a predicted model, not a curated record. Gene Ontology annotation, cellular component: chromatin; nucleus. Gene Ontology annotation, molecular function: RNA polymerase II cis-regulatory region sequence-specific DNA binding; DNA-binding transcription factor activity, RNA polymerase II-specific. Gene Ontology annotation, biological process: regulation of transcription by RNA polymerase II; cell fate specification; positive regulation of DNA-templated transcription. Lineage: Eukaryota; Metazoa; Cnidaria; Anthozoa; Actiniaria; Actiniidae.